Molecule: messenger RNA, 4310 nt
Organism: Dermacentor albipictus
Lineage: Eukaryota; Metazoa; Arthropoda; Arachnida; Ixodida; Ixodidae
Source: RefSeq, a predicted model, not a curated record
CAGUCGGCGUCUGCAUGCGAUGUAAGAGGGCGCUUACAGUCAAGGAAGCCUGCGUGUAGCCGAAAAUCUAAGAAUACAACUGGAAGAAGCCAAGCAGUGCUCCUUUCUUAAUCAGGUUGCCCGCAUCCAUCAAUGUUGGCUGGCCUAUGCUGCUGCUGCCAAUGACUUGCCUUGUACUCCAAUCAGCAUAAUCUGCCUUGCUAAUGGAUACUGCUGACGAGCCUAGCAUGGCGUGCCAACAGGAUGUGACAAUUCCAUAACUGCGCAUUCAUUUGGGCCUGUGUGCUUUGGCCUGGAGCUGUAGUACCAAGCAUUCUUAACGGACCUUGAGGACAGAUUCAAUUCAGUGGGCACGUUUGUCUAGGCCAAGUAGUCGCAGGGGGCCCGACUCAUUUGGAAGGAAUCUCCAGAUGAAUAAAAGACUCCGCAAGAAACUUAAGCUGCUGCUGCUUCUCUGGCUUUUGCAUUGAUCAGCUGUAAAGACUGCCCUAAUGAGUCGGAAGCCAAAUUGAGGUAAAGAAAACCAAAAACAUGACUGAUGCAUCACCAGUGUAAAUGGUUGCAGGAUCGGAGUCAAUUGUCCAAGAAGAAGUGAUAGGCUACUUUGACCUGGACAACCCUGGAUUGCAGCUUGUCGGUGGCGACACUUUCUACCUCCCACCUGAAGCACUUAGAGAACAUGUCCUAAUGUCCGAAGAUGGCAAGGAAGGGCAACCUAUAAUUGUUGUAGUAGAAGAAGGCUCUCAAAACGUUGUUGUUCAGGCUUUUUCUAGAGAUUCUGAGGCAGUGGGAGAGGAGGCAGCCUUCACAAUGAAUCAACUGAAUAGUGCCAUCUCAGCUACACUUCCAGAGCAGUUUGCUGGUGUAGAAACAAUAACAACUACUGAAGGGCAACAGCUGCUAAUUCUGUCUGAAGAUGGUAGUGGGAAGCCUGCAGACACACUAGUUGAAGAUUCUGCUGCUGCUGCUUCUGAUACUGGGCCUUUGUGCCAUGACGGUUCGAAGGAUAAUUUACCUAGGCAGUGUGUUGCAUCACUUAGCAGCAUCCAGAAAGAGCUACAGCCAGGGUGUAAAGAGUUGUUGGAGGUAAAUGGCAGCAAUGAAGUAAAAGCAAUUCCUGAUAAUGUACAGGCUCCUGAAGAAAGGGCAGAAUGCAAAUAUGAAAGUGAAAGUAAGCCUCAUGCACCUGCACCAGUAGAUGUUCAAGAGUCCAAUAAGACUAGUGGCUCUUGUGUGUCAGUUGCCUUUGGCCAGGGCGACAAUUCAGAAUAUCAAGAAAAGCCAGUAUCACCUAGCAUGGAACCAGUGCAGGACACCAAACAAAAGAAGAAUGGAACAAUGGCCGUGGAUGUUGGUCAUCUAAGUGAUGGUCAUUCAAGCGACAUGAUUGUGCCACCUGCACAGGCCAUAAAACCUGGCACAGAGACCAAACUGAAUGCUUCUGAAGUGCCACUGGCACCAUCCAUUGCUGCUGAGAAGUUGGACACUGUUGACUCACGUAAUACAGACAAACAUACCAAGGAAUAUGCCAUGUGUGCUGUGCAGGACUUCAAAAGCACUGAGGCUGCAGGCAACACCCUUGCAUUUUCUGAACAUCAAGGUCAAGGUGCAAGUAUGGAUGUUGCUUGUUCACCUCAAACCUCAAGCCAGCACCUUAACGUGGACCCUGUAACACAACCAUCACUCAAAAAGAAAGUUGAUAAACCUUUCCCAAUGGUAGCUCAGCACAGUGACGACUCAUCAGGAAAAUCCCUCAAAGGAGGCCAAAGUACUAAAGUGUGCAACGAAAGAACCGGUCAAAGUGCCAGCAUUAAACUGCAAAAUGGAUCUGAAAGUACAGCAUGUCUACCUUUACCUUUGAGUCAAAGCAUUAGACACAGCAAUGAUUGUUCUGCUGUGACUGGUCCACAGCAAAAAAGCAUGGAGCCAGAGCCCAGCAAGCACUCUGUUACGUUAAGGGCUGGUGCAGCAACAGCUCUUGCCAAAAGCAAGGUGGGGCAGCCACCUCAGUGUGAAACUACAGGGAGGGCUUCAAACAGAAAUACUUUGGGUUUGAGCCCAGAGCCCUGCCCCACACCUUCAUCUUCCAAUUUAGAAGCUAGUAGCCCAUCCCCUCACCACAAACAACAAAGCUUGGUGGAGAAGGAAGGCACGGCAUGUACACAUGACACUGCUGUGAAUGAGGAAAGUGUGUCUUCUCCAGUCACCACAAGUGUAGAAAAAAACCUAGAGUGUGAAGACAAGCAUGCAGACUUCAACAUUGAACCUUUGCCUUCUGCUUCAGAGGAACUGUCUCAAGCGAGUCGUAGUGUUGGUGCAUACAAUUCUGAUAAACUUGGUGAAAAAAAUACAUCAGAUGAAAAGGAUUGUGCCAAUGAAGAACAGGCAGAAAUCCUUGAUAAAAGCAUGACAGAAGAACCAGGAAAAAAAUUGCUAAUUGAUGAAACAUUAAAAGUUCAACCAGCUACCGGUAGUUUAAGUAAAAACAUAAAUACUGACAUUGAGCAAGAAAAAUGUCAGUCAAUUGAGAAAGAUAACCCAGUAACACAACUUUGUGAUGUUAUAAAUGAAUGCUCUGAGUUACCACAGGAUUUUCAGACAAAAUCCAAUCAAAAAGAGAAGGCAUUCCAUUCGGGUGAAAUGAAAGUAUUGCAUGAAAUACCAAAGAAACAAAAUAAAAAACGGGCAUUGAAUCCUGUGGCAACUAGUCGUGUGGAAAGCAAGUUGCAGGGCUCUCCAAAUAAUGAUGGUCAUAAAGUUCCAGUCCAUUCACAAGCAUCGUCAAAACUGGACACCGAUGAAAACAAGUUGCAAGAAGAAACUUUUCAUAACAAUGAUGCACUUCCUUGUGAACCUGCCGGUAGCAACGUAAACGUGCACGAUACUGAAUGUCAACGUGAUAAGAAAGUGUUUGAGCAUUUUGCGCCACAUGAUGACAAUGGAGGACUUCAAGAGUUACACAACGACGAACAUCAAGAGAUGGGUGCAUGUGAAAGGACUGCAGUGAAAGCCACAAACCAAAACAUUCAAGAACAAGAGGAAGCAGGCCAAACUUGGGUCACAGAUGAGGACAGUCCAAGCGUGCCAGAGGCUUUGACUUCUUGUGUACAAAAUGUGCUAUGUUUGCCAAAAGCUAAAGGUUCAAACUCUGGAGGAGCAAGAAGUACUAUAGGGUCCGGUGAUAAACUUCUUGCUGCACUUGACCUAGUUCCCCGUCAAGAAGCAUCACCACUUCCACCUGAUGACACAACAGAACCCUGUCCACCACCUGAAGAGCAAGAUGUGACAGUCAAAGAGCUGUGCACAGUACCUAAAAAUUGUGAUGAAGCAGACAGAGAAACAGAACCAAAAGAAGGAUUCUCAGAUGGGCAAGAAGACGAUUCUCCAAGUAAAAGGCGUUGGAGUCUUCGUACACCAACAAAACCAAGAAAGAGAGUCAUUAUCCCAGACAGUGAUGAUGAAGAUUUUGAGGCCUAUGCAAGUGAAAACGUUCCAACUGUAGCACAAAAGAGCAAGUCGGAGCAGGCAUUUGAUGAUCUUUUGGAUUUCUUCAAGAAAGAGCAAGCUGAGAAGGCUGCCGUAAAAACUGCACCAACAAGAAAGAGAAAUGCAAGAAAAGCUGGGCUAGCAGCAUCCAAAAGUGCACCUGCCCGUUCAAGAUCAUCUGCUGCGAACAGUAUCCCAUUUGUAAAAGAAUCCACUGUGAAGACAGAUAAGGUGAAAGAUGUAGUAAAGCCCACAGCAAGGAAAAGCCAGCCGGUGAGCACACUUUGCACAACCAGCCGAGCUGCUGUCGUGAAGCAAGCUCGAAAGCGACGCUCAGAGCCAGUAAAGGUUGCGGCUCCUAAAAAAAGUUUAGGUGACGGUGUCAGUAGCCGGGUUCCCUCUAUAAGUGAUACAUUUGCUGGAGACAUCAGAAUUCGCUGCCAGAAACCAGGUUCCUCAUUGGAUAAGAUGGCAUCACGGUAUCAUUGUUCCAAAUGUGGCUUUCGCUCAUCUCGAAUGGAGAAUAUUGUGAGGCACCAUAAGCAGGACUGCCCAUACUCUAAACAAAUUUCUGCUUGAGAUUCCAAGUCCCUAAAAAGUACAAACAGUACUCACACAUGAGCCUGCUAUCACAGUCAUGUACACAUGUGACUGCUGCAGACCCAGUUCAUUCAUAUUUCAUUUUUGUCAUCACUGACGUCAUUGUUUAUAAGAGGGGGAAAAAAAAUGGCACGUUAAAAGCACAAAGUCAACCAUGUGUAUAGCAUAAUUUUAUAGCAAAUUGUGACCAUCUGGAUCUGAAUAAAACGUCAGUUUCUCAUUUA